CAGACCUUCAUUUUUGUCAUCCUUCUCUUCAACGGUUGACAGCGCUUCACUGCUCAAAAGGUUGACAGCGUGACGGAUUUACAAUAAUGUAAGAUUCUUUCCAACUCCCUUUCAUUUUCACUAUCAAAUUCAAUCACCGCACUUCCUGGAGCUUCUCUUCCUGUCUUACCUAGUUUUGCGCCAUACACUAUUUGCUUUGAAUGUGAAGAAACCCAGAGCCCCGCUUCUUCUUAACAACCUUUGUACUUCCAUGGAUUCUCGUGUAAAUAUCAUGUCUUUCUUCAUAUUUUAAUCCUGACAGAUUUUUGGGUUUUUGGGGCAUGAGUAUUUGAUGCUCCAAUCUAUUUCUUUCCACCCAUUGAAUUAUCUAUCUGUUCUGAGGAGAAAUAUGGCUGCUUAGUUUGAAUCCCACUGAAAUUCUUGCUCUUUACAUAAAGGAUGCUUGAUGGAGGGAUGGCUAUGCCCUUUUAUGCACUGAAUUGCCCCGCACCUGUUCGACGAAAUGCUAACGAAAGCAUUACUCGCUUUAGAAGGAGAUUAAACCCGUAUUCAUCUCUACAGAUUUUCUCUGUUGUUCAAACGGAUGAGAAUGAUAACUUACCAGUGUCCAAGAAGAUAUCAACUCCAGGAAAGUCUGUGUCAAAAGGUCGAGCUCCUAAGCCGCUUCUUGUCCAGCCAAAUACCGUGGGUGUCAUAGGAGGAGUAUCGGUUAUUUCUACUCUACUUUUCUUGGAAAAGCUCGUGUGGUGGAGCUUGAAGGAUGGACAACAGAGCAUACCAUUUGUUGUCUGCAGCGAUCCAGCAUUAGGCAAAGGGAUCCCCCCUCUCACUUCAUUGACUACAUUCCCCGCAAAUUCUUCUCAACAUGCUCAGACUGAUGCUCCCAUCAUCGAGAUUUUGAAGCAAAAAUGCGUGUUUCUCGAGCAAUCUGGAGCUCGGUGCCUAAUUACACCUUGCCAUCUUUCACAUAGGUGGCUUAGUGACACAAGUUGUAAAUUACCUUUCCUUCAUGUGGGAGAUUGUGUUGCUAUGGAGCUUAAAGAGGCUAAGCUUAAGCCACUUGAAGCAGGGAGCAGUGUCCGGAUUGGGCUGCUUGCGACUGAUGCAGCUAUAGUGACUGGUUUUUACCGUGAGAGACUACAAAAUCAGGGCUUUGAGGUUGUCUUGCCAGACGAAGCAACCAUAAAGCAUAUUUUAGUUCCUGCAGUUGAAGCUUUGAACAAAAGGGAUCAGGAAGGAGCAAGAAAUCUGUUGAGGAUUGCUGUUCAUAUUCUUUUGAUAAGGGCUGUGAAUAUAGUAAUACUUGCUUCUGAUGAAUUGCUUAAUCUUCUUCCUCCAGAUGAUCCUAUUCUGAAGAAAUGUAUUGACCCCAUGGAUGCGUUGGCCAGAGCAGCCAUUAAAUGGUCUAGAUCUACAGGAAACUUACAUGAGAAAGCUUAGCCUUUUCUCUCUUGUUCAGAAGCUGCAUCAUUUAUGUAUUCUUAGAUAAGAAAAUUGGAGCUAUCAAUGGCUCAAAACUAGAAGCUCUACUUUUUCCCUUUGGUAGAAACUAGUAUGUGAAGAAUAUCCACCUGCUGCAUUGUAUUUUCAGACAAUGAAACAAGAAGAAUUACAAGGAUUCUGCCUCAAAG
Cucurbita moschata (crookneck pumpkin) is the source of this 1631-nucleotide messenger RNA. RefSeq lists its product as uncharacterized. The transcript is spliced from 2 exons. Bases 439 to 1440 code for a protein of 333 amino acids. The record is from RefSeq and is a predicted model, not a curated record. NCBI's taxonomy places the organism in Eukaryota, Viridiplantae, Streptophyta, Magnoliopsida, Cucurbitales, Cucurbitaceae.